GUCGAAGCUGCCGACGUCGUUGAAGAAGUUUAAAUGUAGCGUGUGGUUAAUUUUCCACUAUACGUUAUAUUCCGUAGCCGAAGUACUCCGGUAUGGUCUAUACCAUUUACAACUCUACAACUCCGAUGUGUAUUCUUUAUGGUGUACCUUCCCAUAAUGUCUUAAACUCCUCGAACAUACUCCUUUCGAAUUGUUGGCCAUUGUGCGAACUACUUACUGUUCCAAGCAUACUCUAAAUGCUGGAGAAGACUGCUGCGAGUCUGGAACCAUGCGGUCUCCAACGAGUAGUUCCCGGCGUCGCCCAAUCUCUUCGGUCUCAGAGACAACUUCGAAAUUCCUUCUGGAAUCAUGGCGCAGCUGACAUUGAAAUCACCAAAGCUUGGCAAGCGUUAAUGCAUGGCACCUUUGAUCUCAACAUGGGGUCGACAUCCGAAGAGAAUAAGGGUUUGCCAUUGACAGCUUCAGCCUUUCUUCUCGACUUCCUAUACCCAACUGGUGCUGUCAACCUUAUGCGUCGCUUAACUCCCACUACUUCCGCCUCUACCAGUCGAUCAGAUAGUCUCCGCCGGGGACAGCGCUUUUCCAAAUUCGCCCCUCGCUUGUAUACCUCAUCUGUUCCCAGACAACAGGUUAAUCGCCAAGAGAACGAGUCUAGCACCGGUGAAGAAGAGCAUGAGCCUGGUAGUAAUACUUCGGACACUGAGACAGGAGAGAUACUAGGCACAGCUGUUGAGGAUAUAGACCAAGAGGUUGAUAUGGGUGCUUAUGAAACACCGUCACAACUCGAUACUGCCGCGGAUGAUAUAAGUCAUUUAAGCAAAGAAGAACAUAUUGAGACGCUCGACUAUCUAAUAAAGGACGGUAGCAACGACCCCAGAGACAUUGAUCAGAUCUGGCAUCAUUACAAGUUCCUAGACGAAUCAUCGAAACUUACUUAUAUGGAUCAAGUUCUGGAUUCUCUUUCAAAGAGUGGUCGAAUUUCCGACUCGUGGAAAAUUUCGGAACUUUUCCACAAAUUGUCUUUAUCGCAGUGGACUGACCAAAAUUUCGUCGCUGGUAUCAGGGCCGAAAUUGGCCUCCAGAACGAUAUUGAAGCCGUCGAAUUGCUCAUUAAAGGAUUAGAUCAUGAAACUCUUGAGGUUCCCUCCUUAAUUGACGCACUCGAUUUAAUACUUACCAGUGCAUUACGAUCUUCUAAGACAGAGUUAUUAUAUAAUAUUUGGAGACACUAUCCCAAGAUGGCCGCCAGAUGGGAUUUUGGAGGCAUUGUAUCUCAACUGAAAAAUGUUUCCGAAGUUCCUGAUCUCGCUAGAAAAGCCAUCGAAUUUCAGAAGCGUGGACGGCAAGAGCUUCAAGAACUAGACAGUCAGCUUGGUCAGGAGGCGCUAGACAUGUUGCAGAGAAUUUUGGUUCGCAGAGCUCUUGCAUCGUGUGCCAAUGACCAAGUUAUCCCCCUUCUCGGAGUGACGAAUGACCUUCUCGCUUUCGAAGAAUUUCUACGUGGUGUAAUCUAUAGGGAUCAAGCACAACUUGGAAUAGAGGUGUAUGAGAUCUAUCGUAACCUCCCCGAGAGCAUGCCGAGUCAUCCCGUACUCCAUGAAAUUUUCAAAGCUUACAAUCGCAUCCGUGCGCCAAUUUCAUACAAGUACGCGGGGGUUGAAAAGCUGUGGGGAGACUGGCAUAGAUUCCAUACCGUCCCUUCUCGUAGGGCCUUUCAGAGGUACUUAGCUUUUUACGCGGCCCAGGGAGAUACUCGUAGGGUUUACGAUCUAUGGGCUAGACUUAUGAAGCUAUACCGCGAUGACCCAGAGCUUCCAGCCCUGAAAGCUGACGACACAUUUUCACAUCUCCUUCACGUCCAUGCUGUUCGAGGUGAAGUUGAAGAAACGCAACGCAUUUUCAACGAUAUCGAGGGGAAAUUUGGUAUCAAACAAAAUACCUACUCCUGGAACAUUCUCCUGAAUGCGUAUGUGAAAGCUGGCGACUAUGACGGUGCUAUAUCUACUUUUGAAAAAUUUGGCGAAGUAGGAGAACCGGAUCAGUAUAGCUACGGGACAAUGAUGCAAAUGGCCGGUACCAGAGGUGAUCUAGGCUUUGCGAUUGACUUAUAUCGUCAAGGAUUAAGCGCUCGCGUAGGGGUCAGUGAUGCUAUCCUAAGCAGUCUCGUUGACGCGUACUGUCAGAAUGACCACUUUAAAGCGGCCGAAGACGUCUGUAUUCGUGCAGCCAAGAAAGGGAUCAUUGCAACUCGGAUGUGGAACAAACUUCUUCGCUAUCACGCUCUUCGCCGCGAUCUAGCUGCUAUCAAUAGGGUUCUCAAUAUCAUGGCCGAAAAAGAUAUCCCUUAUAACGAAUUCACAUACCUCCAGUUACUUCUUGGCCUAUCGUUAUGUCGCCAAUCACAACACGCUUUAGGGCUCCUCGCAUCCGCGUUGAAAGACAAAACCUUUGAGGUUACCCAAGACCAUUUCCAUAUUGUCAUGGGUGCUUUACUUAUGACUGGGGAGCCUGCAUCAGUCCGACGUCUCCACAAGCUGAUGCUACAAAAUGGCCUCCCGAGUUCGUCUACUAGUCUGUUCCAGUUGGCUCAAGCACUCGGGCAAUGGAAGAAAUUCCCUCCAAGACAACGGGCACGUUUUACCGCGACCGAAUGGCUUGGCAAAGCGCUUCGUUCAUUCUAUUAUAUAUACGGCCUCAAUAAUAACAAGAAAUUGAUUGCGCUGUCAUCUCCAAGCCAUAAUCGCGGUCAACCGGGCGAGCUUCUAGGAGAAAGUACUGAAAAGUUUCAUUUCAGCACCAUGGUUUACAUGUUGGUUGAUCUGAAAGAUUUCGUCCAAGCUCGAGAACUUGUUGAUCUUUAUCGGUUUAUCUUCCAAGGCGAAAAAGAGACAGGUGGAGUUUUGCCCGUCAUGAUGCUCAAUUCUGUUAUGCGUGCGGAUCUCCAGGAACAGAAUUACCCUCACGUUGCCGAAACGUGGAAUAUCCUCUUCGGGGCCGCGAAGAAGGAAGCACGCUCGGCUGAUUACGUCGAAGAGCUACCUCAUACGCCGAAAAUCUCGCCUAGAUAUCGAUAUGUCCUAUCAGGCGGUCUCGAGAGCAUGCAAAGGAUGCUUUUCAGCCAAGGAGACGCGUCAGGAAUCCAGGAUCUUAUCAAAGAGGUUCGCUACGAGGGAUUUGAGGUCGAUAGCAAGAACUGGAAUUAUUACAUCCAGGCACUUGUCCAGUUGAAAGAAUACAAGGAAUCAUUUCACACAUGCGAACAUAUGCUCAUGCCAAACUGGACUGGUUGGUUCGUUGUGCGCACCAAGGAAAAUAUACGAAAUCAGCUAUCGCUAGACUUACGUCGGAAGGGCUCAUCUCCCCGACAUCUUCGACCGGUCUCUACCACGCUAUACCAUCUCGCUCAAGGUUACAUGGAGUUAGAUCAGCUCAGCUCUAUCUCGAUGGACUCGGCGAGGAUCUUCCUGGAAAUAGAGAGAGACUGCCCGCAGACGGUCCGGGCUAUCAAGUCCAUGAUACGGGUGCACUCGAGCCUUGAAGCCGAAAUUUUUGGUGAAGAGAAUUUCACCGAUAUUGACCUUGAAUACGACGAUCAGGGUAAUCCGAUUGAUACCUCUAGUAGGUAGGGAAGAAACUAUGAGCUGAUUCUCCUACACUUGCCUACCAAACUAUGUGGAUACAAACGCCCUAUCCGAUUGUAUAUUCAGCAUAUAUGUAUAUAGCACAAACUCGAAUCUAUGUGCAAUAGGACUUACUCGAUUACGCCAUGAGCAUCGGAACUGUGACCAUUGGCUUCCGAUGCCUGUAACACGGCAUUCAGGAUCACUGAAUAGGUAGGUAUUUAUUUAUAAUAUGACAUUAAGGCGCAGGGGCUAUACCGAACUCGGCUUCCGUACGUACAUACAUACGGUUGACUCACGAGACCCCCCCUGGUUAGUCUAGGUAGGUAAUGUAUAUGUGUAAGCCGUUAUACAGUCCAACAUCCAACAGCGCAAGCAGCACAUAAGCAC
Molecule: messenger RNA, 4010 nt
Organism: Annulohypoxylon maeteangense
Lineage: Eukaryota; Fungi; Ascomycota; Sordariomycetes; Xylariales; Hypoxylaceae
Exons: 2
Coding region: 237-3626 (1129 amino acids)
Molecular function (GO): protein binding
Source: RefSeq, a predicted model, not a curated record